AAUCCCAACAUGUCUUGAACGCGGCAUUUGUACUACUUCCUCUAGUCUCGCGCAAACUCACACCGUUGUAGAAUGCGGAUUUCUAUGCUAACUUGACGAGCUAGCUUCUUUUGCUAAAAACAAGCUUGUUGUUGGGACUCACGCGAGUGCUAAAAUGUCGAAAACGCAACCGCUGCCCCAGUUGUCUUCAGCGGGGACGGCAACCGGGGGUCAUUCGUCGUCCUCGUCGACUUCUUCCGCGGGAGGUUCGACAUCUCCCGCAACCGUGUUGAACGUGCAGCCCGAAAAACCUCAGCACUACACAUAUUUAAAGGAGUUCAGAACGGAGCAGUGCCCCCUCUUUGUGCAGCAUAAAUGCACACAACACCGGCCUUUUUCCUGUUUCCACUGGCACUUCUUGAACCAGCGACGCCGAAGGCCUGUGCGCAAGCGUGACGGCACAUUCAACUACAGUCCAGAUGUUUACUGUACCAAGUACGACGAGGGAACGGGAACCUGUCCUGAUGGAGAUGAGUGUGGAUUUCUACAUCGGACAGCCGGAGACACGGAACGAAGAUAUCACCUCCGCUACUAUAAAACGGGCUCGUGCAUACAUGAAACGGAUGCAAAAGGCCACUGUAGCAAGAACGGCUGCCAUUGUGCUUUUGCGCAUGGGUCACAUGACCUGCGCAGCCCUGUGUAUGAUGUGAGGGAAAUGCAGGUCAUUGAGUGUCAAGGUGGCACAGGACCCUUAGAAGGAGCAGGAGGAGAUGGACAGUCAGGCCAAGCGGCGAGUACAGCACUCAUAGAGAAGAUUUUGAGUGAGGAACCACGCUGGCAAGAUAACAACUAUGUGCUAUCUCACUACAAGACAGAGCUCUGCAAAAAGCCGCCUCGCUUGUGUCGUCAAGGUUACGCUUGUCCAUAUUAUCAUAACAGCAAAGAUAGGCGCCGCAGCCCACAUAAGCACAAAUAUAGAGCUUUGCCUUGUCCGGCUGUGAAACUGAGCGAGGAGUGGGGUGAUCCGAGCAAAUGUGAGUGUGCAGAGGGAUGUCAGUAUUGUCACACGAGAACAGAGCAACAGUUCCACCCAGAGAUUUACAAGUCCACAAAGUGCAAUGACAUGCAGCAGUGUGCCAGCUGUCCAAGAGGACCCUUUUGUGCUUUUGCUCAUGUUGAAAAAGCGUUUGUCUUCGAGGAGUCAUUCUCUUCCCCCAGAUCCCCCCCACCCCUUCGUCCCACAGAUCCUGGCUCUGCCGAUGAGGCUGCAGACGCAAGAGGCCACAAUAAGGGACUUGGUCAUGCCGCUGACCCCUUCUCGCCUCCUGUCGGGUCACGUGUUCCUGAGCAAGGCCUGCUGGGUAGUGUGCUAAACCUGUGUGAGGACAUGAGGGGAGCAGCAGACCCUUUAUCUCCUUGGGUGGGAGAUGGAGGGUACGGCAGGGCGCCUGGGUUUGAGAGGGAGGAUCAGUCUAAACAAAGGAGUUUUGCCGUAGAGCAGCGCAGCAAAGAAGUAUCAACACAAAGUGCUAAACAGGAUCUGCUGGUGUUUCUGCCAGUGGGCAGCCCUUUAAGUCUGUCCUCCAGCAUCCCCUCCAGUCUGGCGGCGACCCCGCCUAGCCCAGCGCCACUCGGGCCCCCGGGGACCAGCAUCGCAUCAGGCAUGAAUGCCAACGCCCUGCCCUUCUACCCUACAAGUGAGACAGUGGAGUCAGUUGUUGAAUCGGCGCUGGAUGAUCUUGACCUGAAUGAUCUGGCUGCCUCGGCAUUGGAGAGAGGCUUGGAGAGUAAUUCAAGUCUGCCACGGGUGGGAGUAAGGCUAGGAGGUAGCCGGCUUCAGAGCUCUGCCCCAGUCAACAUCCCAGGAUCAUUUAGCUCAUCUGCUCCUUUUAGCUCUCCGUCUCCAUCCCCCCCAAUCAGACCACGCACUUCCCCAUUCUUCUCCACACAGCUGUCCCAGGUUGGCCAACACGAGAGCCCCUUCCUGGGAAGAUCCCAUAGUUCCUUAGGUCUUAAUGGUAUGAGCAAUAACAUCUGGGAGCACUUCCCCACAGGCCAGGGCUCCCCUGGCACUCCCCCAGCCCUGAUGCCAUCAGGCCCCUGUGGCGAGACGUCGAGGCUCAAACAGGAGCUUGAGGAGGCUCACAGGGUGUUGAAGCAGUGGGGACACAGCUGGAGACACACUGCUCAGUCCUGGGCCACACUGAAGGCAGAUGCAGAGGAGUCACGUGCCCACGCAGGGCGUUUGGCAGUGGAGGCUGAGAGAACCAGGCAGGCUGAGGAGGAGGCGCAGAGACAAUCCACAAUCUUGGAGGAGGCGCUGGAGACCCUGAGGAGCGGAGACAACCCCCAUCUGUCAUUACACCAGCUCCAGAUGCUACACAGACUUCCCUUAGAAUCCGUCCUCAGUCUGCAGGCACAACUCUGCAACUGCUUGCACACUGUGGAACAGGUGGUGUACAAGAAGCAGAGGCAUUGUUGUGUGUCAUGUGGUGAGCAGGGCUCCGUUUCUCUACCCUGCGGCCAUGGACUACAUUGUGAGGGCUGCUCCACCUCCACAGAGUGCCCUCUCUGUCCUGAACAAACAAUGGAGCAGCAACAACUCUCCUAACCCUGGGCCCACCCAGGUUGGCCCACCAUACACACCACAUCAUUCAGACCUGAUUCCACUACCACCAGCGAUGGAUCUUUGACACCAUUCCAGACUUUGUAGAGGUUCUUCCCCCCCCCCCCCCAUUCUUUAUCUCAAUGCAAGCUCAGAUGAUUCCUGACAGAUGUCCAAUUCAUGGGGUACUGUGAACCCUUUAGAGAGGCACAAGAGCCCUGCAAUGAAUAGCAAAAAUCUGAGUUGUUGAUGUCUGCCCAAAAAACAACCACAAUUGCCUAUUGAUGCCACCAAGUGGGAGGAAUACUUUUUUUCUAUUAGACAAGACUAUGACAUGACUACAUGAAGGUCCCCCCUCGUAGUUACUUGACACCACGAUAGCACCAAAGCAAUUUUCUGUAUUAGACAUGGCUCUGGUCUAAGCAUAAAAACAGCAAAUAAGCAAGUUUUUCAGUGAAUAAUACAGGAUCAGUUCCCCCAAAAUUUGAAAAUAGGGGACUUUGCAAACGAACUGUAAAUGUGGGAGGUUUAACUGUACUCAUGAUUAAUUAGCCAUUAGUAUGGGGAAUUACAAACAAUAUAUAUUUUCAGUAUUAGCAAUGGGAAUGCCAGUAUAUUCUAAUAGUGAUCCCUCUUAACCAGCAACAGUGUUCUUUACACAUACUGUAGUCUUGAUAUAUGGUGAUGAAAAGCAUAAGUGGGCACUUUAGGUACAUGAGCUUAUAGCAACAGUUCUGCACAAAUAGAAAACUGGGUCACGUGACUGACACUGGCAAACAGGUUUAUUGUGAAGGUUGAUGUUGGCAGAAUUUCUCAGAAUCAUGCAAGCAACGUAAUACCUAAAAUAACACUCCUGGAUUGCACUGCAUUGUACAUGUGUACCAUAUUAAGUGACUACACGUGCAGUGCUGUCAAUCCAUUAGUUGUCUUGAGAGAUCUUUUAAAGUAUAUUAUUCUAUUUUAAACUCCCAGAAAGGUAAUUAGCAUUUAACUCAUGAAUUGCAGUUUUUUUUAAAUACAUUUUUGAUAUAAUUACUGUACAAAUCAUCAUUAAAGAAUUACCCAACUAUGUAAACACAUGGAGGACAAAGUCAACCAGUACAUUUAUAAAUGUUAACCAAAUCAGUGGAUAUAGGUACCGCCAAAGGGGAUCAACGAAUGAGUUAGCUGGUCUAUGGUAUGUUGAAUUAGUUUUCAUACUUUUUUAAAAGCAAAAAUAUGUACCUUUUUUACUAGAAACAAUAAAAAAAAAAUAGAAUGAUCUCUACAACGGACAGCCUCUGUUAAAGCACUCAGGUUUCUCGAAGAGGAAUCCACAUGAACACAAUCAAGCUAAAUAUACUCAAGUCAACCUGUGUACUCUUUAAAAAAAAAAAAUCAAUUUAUCUCAGUUAUACACAUUUUUGUUCAUACCUGCCAUUUUUUUCCCUAUGAGAGCUUGCCAUUGUUGACAUUUCAUUGAAGUCUAUCAUGUUCUCUAUAUUGACAUCAUACUUUUUGCACUGAUUAGAGAAAGCAUCAGGAAGUGGACUGU
Molecule: messenger RNA, 4118 nt
Organism: Syngnathoides biaculeatus (alligator pipefish)
Lineage: Eukaryota; Metazoa; Chordata; Actinopteri; Syngnathiformes; Syngnathidae
Gene: unk
Product: unk zinc finger
Exons: 15
Coding region: 155-2590 (811 amino acids)
Biological process (GO): cell morphogenesis involved in neuron differentiation
Molecular function (GO): mRNA CDS binding; metal ion binding
Source: RefSeq, a predicted model, not a curated record